AUGGUCACAACAACAUAUGAAUGCACAGUGUGGAGGGCAAUCAGGAAUCUAUGGCCACUUAUGCAGACUAGAACCAGAUUCAAGACCAAGCAGGCUACAAUAGCUGAAAUGAGAAAUGGACAAGCAUGGAAUAGAAGGUACUUGUAUGAUUGGGAAAUGGAAACUAUUGCUUCCUUCUAUGCUAACUUGGCAGAUUUUACCAGCUCAGUAGAAAAAGUGGACAGAUUAGAAUGGCAGAAGGACAAAUCUGGAAAAUUCACUGUCAACUCAGCAUAUAAGGACCUCAAUAUCUCAGAAUUUCAGGAAAAGGAUUGGCCAUGGAAAAUGAUUUGGAAGAUUAAGAUCUCUAAUAAAGCAGAGACAGUAAACCAUCUCUUUUUACAUUGUAAGUGGACAGAUCAAUUAUGGAAAAUGUUCAUCAGCUUGAGGAAGUUUAGCUUGGUAAGACCAAGGAACAUCAAAGGGUUCCUCAAUGCUGGAACAAG
Molecule: messenger RNA, 485 nt
Organism: Capsicum annuum
Lineage: Eukaryota; Viridiplantae; Streptophyta; Magnoliopsida; Solanales; Solanaceae
Exons: 3
Source: RefSeq, a predicted model, not a curated record